UUUUCAGUCGGUCACAGGCAGUCACGGCGUAAGCCUCAAAAUGUGCGGUUCGAUAGUUGAUAUUUGGUUUAUUUAGAGUUUUUUGGACACCAAAACACACUGUCUGGGGAAAAGAGUUAAAUUUAUCACCCACAUUCGAGAACCAGGCGGACAGGUUCCGGGUUAUUCGCAGCAGUGAUUUAAUCGAUGCAAACUCCGAUCCUUCGGUGGACGAUCGAAUGAAGUUCAUUCGGCGAAUAUCGCGAGCAAAACACAGAAUUCUGCGAAAAUCGUGAUUGGAUGAGCUACCGAAAACGAAAAAAGAGAAAAUUUUUUAAACGUUUGGGCUGAAAAAAAAAAACGAAACAAAUAGUUAAGUUCUUAGCAAGCAAAGUGAUUUUGAAUGCGAAAAAAUGUGCAAUUCUUUUUCGUUGUUUUCCAACCUGUGAGUGUGAUUCAUGUUCUAAGUUAAGUCGAAAAAGUAAAAAACGAGGUCACACAAAAGCAGCAAAAUUCUGGGGAAUUUCAGCACCAGCCAACAAUAGCAGAUCGGGAAUAACAAGCGGAAAUUCCUUUUGCCUGGUGCACAGCUCGAGCAGAGUUUCCCACACAAUACCACCACCGUCUACGUAAUCACAUGUGAACCGAUGCAUGAUCUAAUUUAUUGUACCACGCUCCGAGGGAUUGAAAGUUCAAAGGACUACACAAAGAACAAGGUUCCGUUCCUUUCAGCCAGGCUUCCAGGUCAACCAGUUAGCCAAAAUAGGGGCAACAGCGGCGACAGCUACCUGUGAACCUUCCGAACAACCAUAAAAGCAUUUUCACCUCUUGAACGCCAGAGUCAGCAGCAAGCGAAAGGACGAACAAAAUAAGGACCCGAAAGAAGGAGGACCGCUUCAGACAGAAGAAAAACAUUCAUCACCCUCUUACGUAUGAUUUUACGUUGCAACUCUGUGGGCACACCUCGGGGUCCCUAGUUCCAGUGGGAUCGCGUCAACGAACAAAGGCAGCGAGGCCCUUAAGCGGUAGCCUGGCAGAAAAGAUGAGCAAUUAGAGUGAAUUCGCGUGUAUGCUGCAACAUAUCGUCUCUCUUUUGGUACGGUGUGGUCAAAAUUGUCACCUUUCGGAUCGGAAUUGUUUGUGAUUGUUAGGAGGAAAACAUUGCAAAAAAAAAAAAACUUUUUCGGAUUAAGAACCAAAAAAAGUGAUUGAGAAAAUUUCGUGAGAGUAAAAGUGGGUGCAAAAUUGGAACUGUGCAAGCAUUACGAUCAAAAUUAACUUUCGGACUGUAUGGGUUAGGCUCCAGUUUUGGUCAUUUUGGGAAAAAGUGUCGAAUCGAAAGUUCUUGGUUUAGUGUAAGAAAAACAAAAAAAUACCCAUAGAAAAAAAACUAAGGAACCAUCAUCCGGAGCCAUUCGAAGAUUGUGUUUUUCUUUUGUGAAAAAAUUUGUGAAUUUCGUUUGGAGAUCGCACAUGCAGAGAAAUCGAGAACUGGCACUGACUGGAAAUAGGAUUUUAAAACUGAACUUACUUCGCACAAGAAGUACUGCUAGAAGAUAACGGAAUCGUUUGAAUACCCACCAAUCGCCACCACACAACUCGGAUGCACAAAUUCAGCAACCAAAACUCAUGAAAGAGAAAUUUGAAAUAAUGGCGGACCAGGAGCAUUACAGCCUUCGGUGGAACAACCACCAGAACCACAUUCUACGGGCGUUCGAUACGCUACUUCAGACCAAAACCCUGGUGGAUGUCACACUAGUCUGUGCCGAGACGAGCAUCCGUGCCCACAAGGUCGUCCUGUCGGCUUGCUCACCAUUUUUUCAGCGUGUGUUCUCCGAGACGCCCUGCAAACACCCUGUGAUAGUGCUGAAAGACUUCCGAGGAUGGGUAGUGCAAGCAAUUGUGGAUUUUAUGUACCGCGGUGAGAUCAGUGUGCCCCAGGAGCGGUUAUCGGUUUUAAUACAGGCCGGAGAAUCAUUGCAGGUUCGAGGAUUGGUGGACCAUCCAGUGGCCGGUAAUACCCCAACUCCGGCACAAUCCCCGGAGGACUUUAGUUUGCUUGACUCUUCAAUAAUAUCACCGACAUCUCCGUCUCUACCGUCGCCAAACUUUAACCACCUGCAUCACGCUAGACAUCCGCAUCAGAACUCAACCGCAACGAGCAUGCUGAGUACCAGUACUCCGAAGUUGCUGCUGCCACCGCAGGUGUUCGCUGAUCCUGCUCUGAACCUGCCGAACCCAGAUAUUUGCACGUCUCCAAUGCCCCGACGAAAACAGGCUCGUCCACGGCGGCGAUCAGGAGACUGCGCUCCACAGGACCUUACAAGUAAACCCGCAACCCCAAUUCCUCAUGCUAUGGAUGGAAAGGACACCGACGAUAACAACGAAAUUGAACGUGAAAAUGAAGAUGAUAUGGAAGACGAUGAUGAUGAUAUUAAGGAAAUCUUACGGAGGAGCGAAAGUGAAGACCGGAAGGAGUCGAAACCAUUGAAGACAUCGAGCAAAACCGAAGAUGACAUCGACAAGGAUAGUAAAAAUAACUCCACAGCAUCUACGGUUUCUUUGGGUGCUUUAGACGGACCAGAAAAUCUAUGCAUGAAAAAAUCAUCCACGACGGGCUCGAAUUCUAGCAAUUCCGGAAGUAUUACGAAUAGCAGUGGUUCUCAUAAAGAAGCUAACUCCCGUUUGUCGGACCAAUCGAACGUAAAGGAUAGCCCGCUGGAGCCCACCAUUGGACGGUUGUCGCUGAAAGAUAUCAGGCAUCUGAACCGCUCUUCACUAGUCCGAUCCAUGAAUUCCCUGUCGCCUCCACCAUCGUUUCACCUGAACAAUAACCCACCAUCCGGCCUCUCGCAUGCCGACAAACGUGUCAAACUGGAAGACCGCGACGACGAUCGCCUGGGAGACGACGACGGAUCCCAUUUUUUAGAACACAUGGAUUUGGCUCUGGCCGCCCACCAGCACCCGCUCGCCCAUUUAUCGCAUCACAACUCCUCGCCGCAGCUGCGACCCCCGGGUCUGACGCCGGACGGUGACAACAACAACAGUAGUAGUAGUAAAAAUAACAACAGCAGCGGUGGUUCGAACAACCGCGAUGGAAACCACGGUCAUUCCGGUGGCGGCGGAGGUCUCGGUAAGGAUCGACCUGGGCCGAAGGAUUUUCUCCACAGCCCGACGUUGAAUUUUCCCCCCUUCUUCAACCAAUCGGACGGUCCGCCGCGGCCGCCACACUCGCCGCUCUCCUUUCCGCACAUGCCGUCGGUCUCGUCGCUGACGCUGACACCACCGCACAUGUUCGGUCUGGAUUCCCCGCUUGGUCUCUUCCCGCCCGGUAUGGACCCGGGCAAGAUCUACAGUCCGCUGAUGGAGAUGUCCGACCCGCGAGGAAUGCAUCACGAUGGGCCGCCAUUUCUGAAAAAGAAACUGAACCGACCCAAAGGGCAACACUCGGCUCCCCGAGGGGGUCCGCCACGGUCGUGGACGAACGCUGAACUGACGGAGGCUCUCCAGCAUGUGUGGAAUAAAAAGAUGACCACUAGCCAAGCGUCACGAAUCUUCGGUAUCCCGUACAAUUCGCUGCUGAUGUACGUUCGGGGAAAGUACGGCAAAAGUCUAAAGCUGGAACAGCUACGGAAAGACUGCAUCAGUGGACCACCGAUCGAGCUACUGCAGAUGGGAAUGAACAAUAACAACAACAAAGACAAGAAGGAUGGUUCCGAGAAAGAUUUGCCACAUCAUCCGGGCAAUGGAGGAGGUCCGAAUGAAGGCCGAUCCGGUAGUGGAUCGAUGGAUCAGCGAGGUGGACCCCGUUCGGCAUCGUCGGAACCGGAACUACUCGGAAGUCCGAACCCUCUAUUCAAUCCGUUUCCCCCCGGUUUCUAUCCGGAUUUUCCCGGUGGGUUUCCAGGCUUGCCACUGAGUAUGCUGAAUCUGAUACCACCGGAUCGACAUGGACCGCACCAUCAGCUGCACCAGAUGGGCAUCGAUGAGGACUGCAAAAGUGAUAGGUCAAAGCAAUCUCUGGACGAUGACUUCCCGCAGCCUCUGGCGCUGAAUCGAUCCUCGUUAUCUGCGGGGACACCUGGCGAUGGCGGACCAGGCAGUCAUCCGGCUGACAGUAGGAGAGAAAUCUACCAACAGAACGGUCAGGACUAAUAUUUAUACUUUCUUGACCGCCUCAAGGCACUGCCACGGUAUCCCAAGUGGGUUGGUUGAGAAAGUUAGAAAAACGGCGGCAGAGUAGGGGAAUGAGUGCGAACAGUGUAAACGCGACAAACUAUACUUAAUAUUAGGCUGUGUGAUAUCAACGGACACGCAUCGGGCGGCGAGAAAUUACCAAACUGUUUACCAUCAGCAGUUGGUUGGAGUAUCGGCUAGAGUGAGCCGUCGCCGCCGCCACCGGCAAUAAAUCGAGCACCGUUCGGCGGCUGCAUAAAAGCUUUGUUUUAACGAAGCCGACACCGAUUCGACAGAGGAACUACUAAUCGAACGUGAUAGUGUUAGUUUUUAUUUGAGCAAUUCCUAACUAUUUUUGUUUGUAAUUUUGAGUAUAUUAGUUAAAUCAUUAUUUAAUGCAAUGUUAUAGUAGAACAAAUGCAAUAUUUUAUUUUAACAAUAAUCUUUUCGGCCUGAAUUGAGAAGAGUUUUAGUUUUAAUACGAUUUUAUCUAGUAGUGCACACACACAGAUACAACCACGCAAACAACUUUGGGGCAAUAUUUAUUUCUGAAAUUAUAAGCGAUCAAUAGGCAAGUAUGGAUAAGAUCACAGAAAUUAGUUUACUAUAAGUUUUCGGAACGAUGCAAGCUAGUUCUGCGAGAUGGUGCUUAAUGGGAUAUAAUUUAAGUUUAAUUCUAUCAACUUACAAAAGCCAAACGAACGCAAAAGAUACAAACACAGCUAAAGUAACACAGAGCAGAGAAAUUUUUGAUUUUCUCCUACGAAAACAAACACCGUGCAGUACUUCAGACGGAAUGCGAAUGAAACAAUAGAACUACUAAAUAAGUGAAAUGAACAAACGUGCUUCCUGAGUAUAUAAGUUAAAGUAUAAGUUUUAAAAUCCAUUUACAGUGAACUAAGCAGAAUACAACAAACACAGAUCUAAGUGGAUAUAAUGCAAAAAACACAGAAAUAACUACUACAAUAGCUAAUUUAUUUAUGAAUCAUAACUAAGUGAAUCAAAGUGCUGUUAUCGCAAGAGCAGUUUAUUUUUUUUUCGAGUAGCAUAAUUUCUAUUUUUGUUGAAACUAGAUUUUAUUUGGACCGCAACAUCCAACUGGAUGGGUAUUUAGUAUUGUUUCGACUGGCACACAGAAACACAUCCACACACACUAUAAGUCGAUAUUUUAUUUCUUUUCUGUAUAUUUUUAUCUUUGCUUUUUACACAUACCAGCGUACUUCCAAGAAGAAGCGACGGAAACCAACAAAUGAUACAGUAUUAAUCAACUAAAUAAAGCAAUUUAUACAUGGAUUAUAGUUUUGUUUUUCUGUUUCCUUUAUGCCCUUUGUUCCAGUUUUCUACCAACAGCCAGAAUCAAUAAAAGACUGAACCACUAAUUUUUUUAUUUUGAGAAAAUCCUUAUUUUUCUUUCGUUUGUUUCGUGUCUUUAUUAUCGAUUAAGAUUAGUACAUCCAAAUAGCCAAGCGUAAGUUAAAAGCCAACCAAGAAACAGUUUUUUCUUUCAACUUUGAGAGAGUCAUACAAAUUAAAUGGUAAUUUAUGAGCUUCAUUAAUCAGCGAAACCAUGCUGUCAGGUUGUAUAAUUUGACGCAAGAAGCUUGCUCUGCUAGGUCUCAGCAGCGGCUGACUAAAUGAACGAAAGCAAAUAAACAAAAUCGCAGUAAAAAGCAAAACUGAAUGGAACUAAUUUUAACUCGCAUUACAUAGGUUACUACAAAAUCUGACCGAACCGAACCCGAAGGAAUCAGGUCAGCAGAACAUAUACCGAUUUGCAAGCAUACAAAUAAACUCCUGAGUUGAUGAACCAAACACAAAAAAUUGUUAUACGCGGCCAUAUUCUUAUAAGAACGUGAGGUUGAGGAAACGAGUAAACAGUAGGACAUUUUUGAAGUCUACAUCUAGGGGAUUGCCUUCUCGGUUCUUUAAUUUCCACACUCAGCCGAUCUGUUCUAGUACCUCAAACAAGCACUGUUAUCCUAAAUAAACAUAAAUAGUUACGAUUGAUACUAAACUGCAUACACUGCAAGAGGGAGAGGGAGAAACAUGAAAUGAAACUACAGAUGCAACGCAAUAGACUAUUUUUUACAGAAGAAGUAUGUGUUAAAUUUAACCGAAUAGUUCAGAACUCAAUCGCUGCUGUAGCUGCUGCUGCAAAAAAGAUAGGAAGAUCGCUUAAAUUGAAUUCAACACAAAACAAUAGUUCCUCAUACAAACUACACUAGGCGCUGCUGGAAGUGGGAAAAUUAUCAGUCAAACCGGGAAACUGACAGAUGAAGAUAAGAGUAUGACAAUGCAAUAGAUGAAGGGAAUUAAACCACGUCACAUUUUGGCAACCUUUGUGGAAAUCGUUGAUUUGUAGAAUAAUUGUUUCAUCUUUGGUAUUUAUUCUUUUCAAAUUACCAACUUGUUAAUAUCGGUUAAAGCCCAAUUUUGGUACCAGGAUCCUAUUAUUUAUCAAGCAGAAUUUGUUACCUUCACAGCAUACUGAAAUAUACUUUGAUGUGAUUUUAUAUUGAUAGUCCAUCGGCAUUUUUAAUGUGCCAGGCUUGCAUUCUUGAUUAACAUUUAUAAACACUGCUUGGAUGUCUUUUCUCUGUGGUUGCUUUGACAAUAGAUCAUGGCACGGUGACGUCACGCAUCUGAGUUUGACAGCUACUGGUAACUUUGUUUACCUUCGGGCGGUGCGGUUUGGUUCUUAAUCAUAGCAGAUCAUUUCAAUUGUGACCAAAAUGCCCUUUAAAUUUUGAGCGUGAGGUUACAGUACAAUAAAAACAAUUACAAAUUGAGCAGGAUUCCAUCUACACACACGAUUGCUCAUUCACAAAAAAGCACAAAGUCCAACAUAUAUACAAAGUAAUCACUAACUGUCAGAAAAGUGAGGUCAAAGAGAUUCGGUGAGAUGGUCUAUAUAAGAAGUAAAUGACAAAGUCAAAGGUCGAGACAGUUCAUCCCCUAAGGGGAACGAUGUUUUGGAACUACUCAACUUGACGUACUUUUAGUCAUGAGUUAUGACGGAUGAACACAAGUAUUAUACCUUUAUUUCAAUGAAAAAUAUUUCGAUAUUAUUACGCGUUAUUAGUUCAUAUAUUUUGAUAUUUAUCGUUAAUCUGUCACAUGGACAUCCCUUCAACGAUAAUGUGAUGUCAAGAAGUUAUGAUAUAGAUAGAGGGGUACCUAAAAAUGCAACGAUAAAUGCUUUGUAAUAUUGAAUAUUGGAAAUAUUCCGCAAUUUAUCAAUAAUGUCUUGCCCCUCGACUUUAGUCCACAUUUUAUUGGAUCAUUUCUCGCGUAAUUUUUCAAAGCGACCUAUCUAACAUUGAGAGACUCUCUUUGUUUACUUUCUCUUUGAUCAAUAAUUAUGUUAUUUUUUCCAUAUUUCAUUACAUUUAAUGCAUAGUAAGCAAGACAGUAUUACUAUCUCUCGGUUAAGGGGAAGAAAGCUUAGAAAAUAUAUAUAAUGUGACGUAAUUAACGGAACAAAGUGAGAGAAGAGAGAAUCUGUCAUUGUUACUAAGGUCCCUUUGAAAAAUUACGCGAGAUUUCUUCUUCUCCACGUACUGCAAAUUUUGAAAUUCCCGGACGCAUGCAUACCGGUGCCAUGAGAUCGACAAGGACUCAUCUGCCGUGGCCCUCCCUGUACCACCCCUAAAUCCGGCUAUGAGUAUCUAUAUCGUGGGUUGGAUCAGUAUCGCGCAUUACGUAUUGUAUUUUGUUGCCAAAAGUGAUGUGGUCCAAAAUUCUAGUUUUUGUUAUGACACUAACACAGAUUAACAGACAUAAAACAUUGAGCAGAUUUGCAAUAAAACCAUCGAUCAGAUGAUAAAAAUAGUUAACGUAAGUAAAACUAGCAUCAUUUGCUGCUAUGUUUGCGCUGCGUCCUGUGUUUCGACACCAGCGCUAGCGUGCGUGCAUGUAUCAAUUUGAGAACCACUAAAAGUACGUGAGAUUGCUAGACAGCCCCAUAGAUGGUACUGUCGCGCAUCAGCUAAAAAUUUUAAAUAAUCAUUUUUCGGGGCUAUGAAGCGCGUUUCAGUGUUCCGUCUGUUAGUCUGUGACACUAUUAUUCUGUUUUUCUGUUUUAAUUGGGUGUAUUUCAUUACAUAGCCUUCAGAGAAUAAAUCAAACAAACAUCAAACAAGCUACCGUACAUACUUUUUACAGCAAGGUUUUUUGAAAAAACGCAGCUACAACACAAAAUAGGCUAGAUAACUAAACAAUGCAAGCCAGCUCACGACGAGUAGGUGCAGGAUAGCGACAAAAAUGAGUUGAAUGAAAGCGCUGAAGGAAGCAGCAGCAGCAGAAGUUUUUAUACAUAGGAACCGAAAUCAAACUGCAUAUUUAACAUAUACAACAAUACAAAACAAUAGACAUGGAAAGCAUUUUCUUCUUUUUUUUUCUACAAGCAUGUCCUGUUCACCGCAAUGCCGGCCUGUUUUACAACUGUGUGGUUGGAUGGGACAUUUAUACCACUACACACACAACAAUACUGCACCAGAUGCAAUAAAAUAAAUAGAAAGAUGCUAACCCUGCAUCACCGUGAUAAACAGAAAACUUACCAGUACAGCCAAACCAUAUAUUUCUAUUAUUUACAGUGAAAUAAAACCAAUAUACAGAAUACUAUUGCAUCAAAUGAAACAAUGUUAAAAAAGACAGAUCCGUUAGAUGAAAUCAUCUCGCGCAGCAUAGAUUACAGUUUCAGAUCACAUUCGUUCAGAAAAUUAUGCAAAGUUUUGACCGUUCACAGUGUUAACCUGCUAGAGAAGUUUCGAGGUUAUGAUUCGACAGCAGAUCCAAUUAAAAACAAGCAAGCACUUUGGCAGAGGUUAAGCUAUUAAAAUAAAAGUGAACGAGAAGAAAUUUAGUUACAAGUUCAGAUCAAAAUUUAGGUUUUCGUGUAUAAAAAAUCUCUCAAAGUAUCUUUUCGCCUAGUAUACGACUUUGAGAUAUAAAUGUCACACUUUGUUCUGAUUAUGACAAAAUCAAAUCAAAUGCAGGAAGUGAACGGUGUUUUGAUUCGCAGCGAAACCUAGGAAAAAAACCCAAACGCCUACAACGGAAACAAGAGCAAGAGGAAAGAAAAAAAAAUAAAACAAAAACAGGUGUAACACGCCAUAUUCCAAAUUGGAACAUGGCAAAAUUUCGAACUAGGCUAAAUUGAAUAAUUCUGUAAACCACAUGUACAAAAUAACGUAGUUACAAUAAUGAGAAAUUCUACCGCAGAUCACCGAUUCAAUUCGCUACCGCAGACGUUAAGUUUCAGUUUCUUCACAAACCGUCCUUCGACAUUAGUAGACAGAACUUACCGCUAAUCUCCUCCCAGUGAAACCUCAGCUAAACACUCAGCAAUAGACAAUCCGAAAAUUGAUCAGAAUCUACUGCAUUAACGAAACACACAAACACGCAAAACGCUUCGAAAAUUGGGGAACCCAUUGUCAAAGCAGUUCGACACCGUGUUUUUUUUAGGUUUGAAUUUAUGUUUCCACAAAACUUACUACAGUAACCAGCUGCUCAUCUAGUAAAACAAAGAAAAACGGAAAGAAUAAAACAGGGUAAUUUAUUGAAUUUCAUAUACAUUAAACGAAAAACAAACAAAAACUUAUAAGAGGCAAAUCUUAAACUACACAAUGAAAGAAACAAAGUAAUAGGAUUAAUAAUACAGUGUAACCAUUAAUGGAAGAACAGACAGCAGAAGAGCGAAUGAACCUUCAUAUUAAGCGAAACGGCGAAGGGGCGAAUUGUCGCACGCCACAGUCGUUCGACACAGAGAGAAAGCAACAAAUACAGUAAAUAUUUGUAACGUGUAAUUUUUGAUAUGUGAUAUCAACCUACUGUUCGUUAUUAUCAUCAAAGUACUAGUUUCGGUUUUCUUUAGCCUCUCAGUUGAUACGUCUCUAACUAGAAGAGAAAUAUUUGUUUAACAACGCGUAUAUUUUCUGCUGGCAACUAUAAUCGUCUGUAAAUAAAAACGUUUUUCGGUAAGUUAAUCAUAAAAAGCAUGUAAAAGAUAAACUUUGGAAGUGACAAAACACACACCUACACACAAACACGAAAAACAAAUGAAAAAAAAUGUAACGAGUGAAAUAAAUGAUAAAAGUUAAUGAAGAAAAAAAAAACAACAAAUCCAAUGACGACUUGGACAGUGAAAAAACACACACACACACAAACACACAAGAAUAUAAAUGCAAUUUAGGCAAAUGGAAAAUAACUGUUAUUUAGGCACAAUUAUUUAAAUAGAAGAAGUGAAUCUAAAAUUCCAAAUCGAAGCAUGUCCUUAAAUUCUAUUUGGCCGACUCGAGGAUAAUUAAUUAGUGUACCAUUUAAGGCAGACAUCAAAACAAAACAUUUGUGUGUUCGUAACACGUACGCGUUUGUUUGUUUUUAUAGGGCGAGCAAAACUCUUAAGUCUUAAGAUAUUGUUUCCCCGAUUCGUUGGGUUAACUUUUUGUACUGCUAAAUUCCGUUCUCUUACACACAUAGUAGCAGAUCUAUCAAAAUUGUAAAAUAAUUCGGCACAAGAGACGGUCAAACCCGAGCUGCGGAAUGCGGUAAGAAAAUUUCAGCAAACAGAAAAUCGACAAAAAACAGCUAGGGCGUAAUUUUAGGAUAAGAUCGGAAAUUAUGAAAUAAAAAAAAUAAGGUGGAAAUUGUAAGAAAAAUAUUUGGCACUUAUUGAUAUUUACUGUUAUAUGAACAAUUAUAAAACUGAAAUAAAAAUA
Messenger RNA from Wyeomyia smithii (pitcher-plant mosquito), 10874 nucleotides. It is a transcript of the gene lov, whose product is annotated as protein jim lovell. Lineage: Eukaryota; Metazoa; Arthropoda; Insecta; Diptera; Culicidae. Bases 1609 to 4134 code for a protein of 841 amino acids. The transcript is spliced from 4 exons. The record is from RefSeq and is a predicted model, not a curated record. Gene Ontology annotation, biological process: regulation of transcription by RNA polymerase II. Gene Ontology annotation, cellular component: nucleus. Gene Ontology annotation, molecular function: DNA binding; protein binding.